Molecule: messenger RNA, 693 nt
Organism: Cyclopterus lumpus (lumpfish)
Lineage: Eukaryota; Metazoa; Chordata; Actinopteri; Perciformes; Cyclopteridae
Gene: prl2
Product: prolactin 2
Exons: 5
Coding region: 1-693 (230 amino acids)
Biological process (GO): positive regulation of receptor signaling pathway via JAK-STAT; response to nutrient levels
Cellular component (GO): extracellular region
Molecular function (GO): hormone activity
Source: RefSeq, a predicted model, not a curated record
AUGCCUGGAAACAUCAGAUCAGUGUCCUUUGCCUGGAUGGUGUUGGUCUAUCUGUUGUUCUGCAGCAGACGGGCCAGCGUUGGGGCAGCACCCAUCUGUGCCAAUGCCCAGGCUGGGUGCCACGUCCUCUCCCUGGCCAACCUGUUUGACCGGGUCAUCCAACACUCAGCCAGGACGCACAGCAUUUCAAACGACCUCCACUCCGAGUUUGAGCAGUACUUUCUGCCCAGUAAGAAUCACAUCGGCCGGGUCAGUCGCAACUGUCACACCUCCAGCAUCCUCACCCCAAAUGGCAAGGACAACGCUCAGAGAAUGGCGAGGGAGGAGCUGACGGAGGUGAUCCUGAAGCUCCUGGUGGCAUGGAGGGAUCCUCUGUGGCAUUUCCAUCAGAACAUGGCCCACCACCACGACUUCAACAACUUCAGCUCCAAUAAAGCCCUCGAGAUGAGCGACAUGGUGCACGAGCUACGCAAAGGUGUGGAGAAAGUGGCUGAGAAGAUGCAGGUGUUGGGGAUAAUAAGCAACACCGUCAGCAGCCUGGCGUCUCCUGAGGCUUCGUUGCCGUCCGACAGCGCCGAGUGGCGCCUGAUGAAAGACUACAACCUCCUGUCCUGCUUUCGCCGAGACUCCAACAAGGUCCAGAACUACCUGAAGAUCCUCAAGUGUCGCAUCGUUCCAGAGCACGGAUGCUAA